AUGGCGAUCUCCAUGUGCAACAACUACAUGGAUCCUCGUCAACGCUCCCCGAGCGUUUCCCCAUCGUCCGACACCGUCUUUCAGGAAGCAUGCGAGAUCUACUUCCGUCACUGCCAUAACAAACCCUAUGGCUUCUUCAAUGCCGACUUGUUCCACCUCAAGGCCGCUCAAAACCAGAUCCCACUUCAUCUACGACUCGCCUUGAUUGCCACAGCCACUCGGUAUUCCUCCUGUUCACAAUGGCGAGAACGGAAACAAAGCACGAUUGAUGGCUACGCCCGGUGCUCGUGGGAGCUUAUUGUGACCGCGCAGGAUGGAUUCAAUGAUUCGGAUGAUAUGACGGUGAUCCAGUCUCUUGCGUUGCUCGCAGUCAUCGAUGCCACUGCUGGUCGGCGGCGCGGUGCCUGGGUCAAAAUCGGAAUGGCCGUGCGAAUCAGUCAAGAUUUACAAUUGAUGCUCGAACCGAGUGAACAUUUACCCGCUUUGGAACGGGACGAACGACGCAAUUUGUUCUGGUCUUUAUAUCUGCUCGAUCGCGUCGUGUGCUGCUCCUUUCAACGGCCCCCCGCUAUCAAAGAUGCCGAUUGUCUGUUGAAUCUACCAAACUAUGGCGAUUCGGGGAAACGAGAGCGGACUCUGACCUUGAAAGAGCUCUUGGAUGAGAAUGCACGAGACACCUCCCUUCGGCCGGGAAUGUUUGGAAUCAGCAUCGCUUUGGUCUCGGUACUCGGUCGAACGAUCAAAUGUAUGAUGAAUGGGGAAAAUGAUACCGAGAAACCUUGGCUGGCUGGCUCUGAAUACCAGCGGAUCUACAGCGACUUGGAGUAUUUGAAAGUUCUGGCUGUGAACAAUAGCCCGGCCGCGGCUGCUCAAGGGCACGCAAGCACACAUUCUCCGAGCCAGAUGCAAGACCGGGAGCGUGAGCGAAUUGCGCAUAUGGUGCUCUCUCACACAUUAUAUCAUUUGGCGCAUUGUAUCCUCAGUCAUCCCUAUCUGCUCGGACUGAGAGUUCGAUCCACGAGCAACUCGCAAGCUCCGCGUGGCUGGCUGAGAGACUCCCGUGCGGCCUGUGUCGUUCACGCGGGCGCUCUGAUCACCGUUCUUGUCGAGGCCAAAGCUGCAGGAUACAUGCCCUUGCCCUCGGUAUACAGUUAUUGCAUUCUGGUGGCGAGCACCGUCCAGGCUCUGCAUCUCCACAGUGACGAUCCAGCGGUCAGCCGCAGUGCAGCAGAGUACCUCAAAACCUCACUCGAGUAUCUGGGCGACAUUUCAGAACUAUGGACCAACGCACAGGUCAUGGUGAACGCUCUGAAAUUCUUUUCCCUCCAAUGUCCCCGAUACAGCCAUCUUCUCCUCCGCGACCACCCUCUCACCGAAGAAUUCACCCCUACCGAAUCUGCCAUCCUCCGCUCUGUUCUCGACUACUGGGCCAUGAUGGAUCCCCAAAAUCCCGCCUUUGAUCUCGCCCCAAAGACCACCGAUUCAUCAGAUCGUCACAGCUCAUUGACCCCAUCCACGCCCGAUUCCGCCGGCGUCAUCACUCUGGGCGUCACCAUGCCUCAAAUGCCCGAGCACAAGACUCCAUGCGAGUCGGUGGAUCCAGAUAUUUUGAUUCAAUGGCCCGUGUCGCCCAUGUCUCCGUUGGACUCGGAUAUUGAAACUUCGCCGAGGUGGGAUUGGGAUUCAGAAUUGAAUGCGAUGAAUGAUUGA
Penicillium oxalicum is the source of this 1710-nucleotide messenger RNA. Its product is annotated as fungal specific transcription factor domain-containing protein. Gene Ontology annotation, cellular component: nucleus. The coding region runs from base 1 to 1710 and encodes 569 amino acids. The record is from RefSeq and is a predicted model, not a curated record. Gene Ontology annotation, biological process: DNA-templated transcription. The transcript has 4 exons. NCBI's taxonomy places the organism in Eukaryota, Fungi, Ascomycota, Eurotiomycetes, Eurotiales, Aspergillaceae. Gene Ontology annotation, molecular function: DNA binding; zinc ion binding.